AUGGAUGGGCUUCACACUGUAUUGAAAAUGUUGCGGAAACAGAACGCUACUUGUAUUCUCACCAGCAUUCGUCACGUUUCAAUCAAAGAGAAGUUGAAAAAUUACAAAUUUCCUGAAAUCAAAAAGGAUGACUGCGAACAGAAAUUUAUUUCCGGAUGGGGUCCUGGCGGUCAGAAAGUAAAUACUGCACAGAAUGCCGUCCAACUACGGCAUAAACCAACAGGUUUGGUCGUUAAGGUGAGUGAAAGGCGAAGUCCCCUUUUUCAUUUUUUUGCACUAAUCUAA
Molecule: messenger RNA, 285 nt
Organism: Haemonchus placei
Lineage: Eukaryota; Metazoa; Nematoda; Chromadorea; Rhabditida; Trichostrongylidae
Source: the annotation of a GenBank genome assembly